This is a messenger RNA of Sitodiplosis mosellana (orange wheat blossom midge), 3670 nucleotides long. RefSeq names its product acyl-CoA Delta-9 desaturase-like. The coding region runs from base 1733 to 2947 and encodes 404 amino acids. The transcript is spliced from 6 exons. Gene Ontology annotation, biological process: unsaturated fatty acid biosynthetic process. The record is from RefSeq and is a predicted model, not a curated record. Gene Ontology annotation, cellular component: endoplasmic reticulum membrane. Lineage: Eukaryota; Metazoa; Arthropoda; Insecta; Diptera; Cecidomyiidae. Gene Ontology annotation, molecular function: iron ion binding; stearoyl-CoA 9-desaturase activity.
CGAAGCUGUAACCAACGAUUUGUUUUUCUUUUUGAAUUGUUUGUACGUUUUUUUUUUCGUACAAUGUUGAAUUGAAAUCUCCGCACAUAUCAUAUCAUGUGUUCAAAAUAAAUCAACAAGUUGAAAUCGAAUCGAAUGACCGAGAAUUCAUCAAACGAAUUGUUUCACUCUUCUAGAUUGAUUUCAUUCGAUGGUGAAGCGCGAAUUAAGUGAAACUUGGUCAGAGCGAGAAGAAAAAACAGUGAAAUUUCAUUAACGAAUUGAGCCAUUACGUUCUGGGCAAUGCGAGAGGUUUCGAUCGAUCGUUAAUUCAUUUAUCGUCUCCAUUUAGAGUGAGAUACUAUGAUUUGGCAGCAACGAUGAAAAGACGAUUUUUACACAUUUUAAAUGAAUUCACGCUAAAAUUUUGUAAUUAUGUCACCAAUCUAGAUUUGCAUGUUAAUUGAUUUGUUUUGAAUGAAGAGACACUAGAGCAAUAAGUGAAGACCAAAAACAAUUCAUCGAAAAAUCACUUUUAUUUUCUACGAUCUUCAUCUUUUUUUUUUUUCAAACCAGAGGACAGCGUAAUUUUGUCACUUACAAAUGAACAUUGAGGAGCGAAUGAUCGAGAAAGAGCAACAACAACAAAACGACAGCACAAAUGAAAUAGAGAAGGGAAUUCAUCCAACAGGCAAAUAUUAUAGUCAAUAGCGAAAAAAAUUAGCAAACAUCAGCCUUUCGGUACGUAAGCCACUGUUGACUAUGUGAUCAUUUGCAUGUUCCGCCGGCUGAAAAGUGCAACGCGUUACAGCUUUGGUGAAAUGCAGAAUAUUGAAAAAAAAAAAAAAAUGAAAUAAAACUAAAGUAACAACAUGCUUAGCUUAAAUAUUACCAAUAACAAACAGACUCAAUGAGACAUUUUGUGUGAAUUGUGCGAAUUUCGUGCAAUUCCAACCGUGUUUAUAAUAACAAUUUCACUAUUUAACGCUAACUACACAUACAGUUCCGAUAAAUGGUCAUUGCCCAUAAUAAUGUUCAUAAUUUCAUUGUGGUAUUGGUAGAAAUAUGUUCAUAUGAAUAUACGUUGUUUAUUUUUCGGUAAUAUGUUCAAGUGCUUUGGCAUCAAGUCUCGUCGAUGAACAGCUCAGCACAGCACAGCACAGUGCUGAACUUCACCGACACCACACGGCACGACACUCACAUGCAAAGCCAUAGCGCAACGCAUUAUGUGAUUGUCUAGAUCAGAAGAGUUGGUUGCGUUGGAAGGGGAUCAGUUAAAAUGGAAAAAAAGAUUAUAUAUAAGAGAGGCGCAUAACCUUUUUUGAAUCUUUAGUAGGAAAUCGACCAUCGACUUCUUCAGAUCAAUUAUUUUUAUGAGGUCUGAGUUAAAAUUUUCGUGUUAGAGUGAGUGGAUGAGAGAGGUGAAAGGUGUUGAACAGAAGAAAAAGUUAAAAAAAAAGAAAAUAGUAAUUGAACAAAAUGAUCGUUAAUUACUUUCGUGAAGUUUAAUGCGCACACAGAAAAGCAAAAAGUUUUAUUUAUUCAAAUCGUCGGUUAAGUGCAACAUGAAUUAACGGAUAAACUCAAUUUGAAUUCAGAAACCGUUAUACCAAGUAUUUUAUUCAGAUCAAAAGAAAGAACAAAGUAAAAGGCAAACUUUUCGAAUCACAAUUUGAAAAAAUCGAUUUUAUCGUCAAUAAUUUCGAUUGACCGUCAUUCAAAAGGCUUAAAACGAAAAAAAAAAUUAGACAAAAUGACGAAAACCGAUCAAGUCACCACCAUCACCCACUUGAAAUUGGCUAAAAAUGCCACAGUGAACAUAGUGGAUGCCGAUUAUGAUCAGCAAAAAUGCCAAAUCGUACAAGAAGAUCUGCAAAAUAAUAACGAAAUCAAGUGUGGAGUUUUGUGCGAUUACAAAUAUGAAUCGGGUCAGCCGAAAACAGAGGAACAGUUAGCCAAUGAGCCAGUUUUAACAUUACCACCUAAGAAGACCAAAUUUCUAUGGAUGGAAUUUGAUGCACCGCUCAAAUGGGAUAACAUAUCCGGAAUCAUUAUCAUACAUGCUUUAUUUAUUUAUUCGAUGGUUUGUGGAGAGCCGUUACCAAAAUUCUGGCAAACAUAUGCAUGGGGUUUUUUUAUAGGUGGAAUUAGUGGAUUUGGUGUGACCGGCGGAGCACACCGAUUUUGGACACAUCGUUCGUAUAAAGCAACAACACCAUUGCGUAUCAUUUUAAUGUUGUGCUUUACCGUAUCCGGUCAAAAUUCAAUCUAUGAAUGGGUUCGAGAUCAUCGUGUGCAUCACAAAUUCUCAGAAACCGAUGCCGAUCCGCACAAUUCGAACCGUGGCUUCUUUUUCGCACACGUUGGCUGGCUGAUGAUGCACAAGCAUCCAGAGGUGGUUCGUAAAGGAAGAAUGUUAGAUUUGAGUGACAUUAUGGAAGAUCCAGUCGUCCGAUUCCAUCAAAAAUGGUUUAUUCCCAUGAAGUUGUUGCUUUGCUUUAUUUUGCCUGUUGUGAUUCCGGUUUAUUGGUGGGGAGAAAGCCUUUUCUGGGCAUUCUUCUCACAAAUUGUGAUUCGGUACACCCUUUCGUUGAACUUCACAUGGCUUGUGAACAGUGCUGCUCAUAUGUGGGGUACACGUCCAUACGAUAAAAAAAUCAACCCAGUUGAAAAUAUUGCCGUAUCAAUUGCUGCUAUGGGUGAAGGAUGGCACAACUAUCAUCACGUAUUCCCAUGGGACUAUAAGGCCGCCGAACUGGCACAUCGUAUCAAUAUUACCACAUUUUGGAUUCAAUUAUUUGCUCGAAUUGGCUGGGCCUACGAUCUCAAGGAACCAUCAGCUGAAUUAGUUCGAAAAACCAUCCAAAAAUGCGGUGAUGGAACGCAUCCAAUAUUCGGUCACCAUAUGAGCGAGGUGCCACCACCUGACGAUAUGAUGGAGUCAAAUGAUCACUUGAAAUCAUCAUAGGCAUGCCGACGACAAACACAAAGUGCAUAUAUUUACAAUUCGAAAUAAAUAUUUUUAUAAAUCUAGAUAAUCUUCCUGCGCCUUGCGCGUUUCCAUUUUACGAAACUUCGGAAAUUAUAAAAUGAUGGCAAAUUUUUUUUAUUUAAGAAAAAAAGAAGAAAUUUGUUUGUGAUGACACAUAGCAUACAAACAAACAUGGAACAUAUUAAAGUAGUAUUUACAAAAAAAAAAAAAAAAAAAAAAACGUAACGAUGUAUUUAUGGAACCAGCAUAGUUUCUUUUAUAUUUGCACGACCUUUUUUUUCUUUGGUACCAUCACGGAAUUAAGGUGUUAAUUCAAAAUAUUCAAGCAAAAUAUAAAUAUUACUAAUAAUAUAAACACGAAUUCGUUUUUCAAAGCUGAGCAAAAAAAAAGAGAAGAAGAAGCACAAUUGGAAACUUUUUUUUGUAAACGAUAUGUGUGCAACAACCAACAAACCAGCUGACAAUGACGACAACAAUGAAGUAAUUAUAAAUCAAUUAAUUUUGUGGAACGAAAGAAAGAAAAAGAAAUCGUACACAUUUCACAAAAGACCUUUAAUAUUUUAGAUAAGUUUAGGUAAUUAUGAAUGAUUGAAUCCUCAUCGUAAUUUGUAACACAAAAAUAUAUGUUAUGGCAAAUUGAAUUGUGAGGCGAUUAAUACAAAUUUUAAUAAAAUUUGAAAAUUAGUUUGCUAAAAAUAA